Lolium rigidum is the source of this 1653-nucleotide messenger RNA. Its product is annotated as FBD-associated F-box protein At5g60610-like. NCBI's taxonomy places the organism in Eukaryota, Viridiplantae, Streptophyta, Magnoliopsida, Poales, Poaceae. Gene Ontology annotation, molecular function: protein binding. The transcript is spliced from 5 exons. The coding region runs from base 1 to 1653 and encodes 550 amino acids. The record is from RefSeq and is a predicted model, not a curated record.
AUGAGACUGGACUUCAUGUACUCUUGCCUGCCGGCCUCCCCGAUCUCCGCCGCCGCCUUCCUCUCCGCCGCCAUCUCCGACGAAGACGGCGUUGAGGACCGCAUCAGCGCCCUCCCCAACGGCCUCCUGCGCGACGUCGUCUCCCGCCUCCCCGUCAAGGACGCUGCCCGCACCAACGCGCUCUGCCGGCGCUGGCGCGGCCUUUGGCGCGCCAUCCCACUCGUCCUCGAUGACGCCCACCUCCUCACGGAAGGGCCCGGCGUCGACUGGCGCGCCCCCGCCGCCGCGGCGGUCUCCCGCGUCCUCGCUUCCUACCCGGGCCCCUUCCGCUGCGUCCGCCUCCUCAGCAACCUCAUCGACGAGUCCAACAAGGAAUGCCUCGCGGAGUGGCUCCGCCUCCUCGCCGACAAGGGCGUGGAGGACCUGACCCUCGUCAACCGCCCCUGGGGCUUCGGCGUGCCGGCGCGGCUUCCCCCGUCCCUCCUCUCCUGCGGCGCCUCGCUCCGCCGCCUCUACCUCGGCGUCUGGUUCUUCCCCUUCACCACCGGCCUCCCCCGCAGCCCCGACGUUUUCCCUCACCUCCGGGAGCUCGGCAUCUGUCACGGCAUCAUGCAGGAGUCCGACCUGGAGUACCUGCUCGCUUGCAGCCCCAGGCUGGAGAGCUUUGCGCUCAUCACCAACUACUGCUUGCCCGACCGCGUCCGCAUCGGCAGCCACAGCCUCCGUUGCGUGCUGCUCUGGCAUUCCAUGGCGGACGAGGUCGCCGCCAUUGCCGCCCCGCGCCUGCAGCGCCUCAUCGUCUACUGCACGCACCCCACUGAGGCUGGAAGGGCCUUCAAGGUCAAGAUAGGCUAUGCUCCUCAGCUCGCCGUGCUCGGCUACUUGGACACCACCCACGUGCUUGAGAUUGACAACACCAUCAUCAAGGCUGGGGUGACAAAAGUUAGCCCAGAUGCAGUGGUUCCAAGCAUCAAGGUGUUAGCUCUGAAGGUGCGCUUCAGAAUCGCGGAGGAAGUGAGAACUUUGCUGAGUUUCUUGAGAUGCUUCCCUGAAGUAGAGACCUUACACGUUAUGGCUUCCGACAAUCACACUGACCACUAUGAUGACCCGGGUGAAGUCAAGGCCAGGGACAAGCUCAAUUCCACGUUCUGGCAGGGGGUUGGUCCGAUCAAAUGCGUGCAGUCACGUGUCAAGAAGGUGGUGUUUGAUCAGUUCUGCGGGGGCACAAACCAGGUUGGGUUUCUGAAGAUGGUUCUUGGGAGAGCGGUGUUUCUGCAGAAGGUGAUAGUCCUGCUCGCUGACCUGGAUCCUAUCACGGUGAGUGAGGCCACGCGCAAACUGAACCCGUUGGCUUCCAAGAGGAUGUGGGCCAAUAAGACCUUGCGUAAAAUUUCCUUGGAGAGCCUUCAGAGUUGGGGAGUGAAGCACAGGCUAUACGACGCAACAAUAUUUGUCAGGCCACUAUCCUCUGAACUGGAAGCAGCUAAAUCACUGUUGGAUCUUUUGGAGAAGUGCUGGUCUGAUAUUAAAGGAGCUCCAAGUGUGCUAGCCAUAACUGAAUUUGUUGAUCUGUGGACUGUGAUUCAGGCUCAACCUCCCAUAUCUGCAAUAGAUGACACCUUUGUGUGGCGCCUGACUGCUAAUGGAUGGUAG